Molecule: messenger RNA, 1735 nt
Organism: Penaeus vannamei (Pacific white shrimp)
Lineage: Eukaryota; Metazoa; Arthropoda; Malacostraca; Decapoda; Penaeidae
Source: RefSeq, a predicted model, not a curated record
CACUCUCUACGGGAAGAGGAAAUAAUCUGAAAUACAGUCACAGAGAAAAUUAGGACGGUGGCACUAUGUACCAAAGAGCCGGCCACCCAGGGCACCCUUCUUGGGCUGGUUCAGUGCGUCUGCGGCGGCGACCAGCUGAGGAGCGUGCAGGGUCAGGCUUCUGGGUCAGGAGGACCUUGUCGCGCGGUAGUUGCUCCUUAUUUAUUAUUUCCUUUCCGGAAGAAGCUGGUGUGAUAUUCUUUUCGUUUUUCUGAUGAAAGUGGAUACCUUAGCUGACUGAAAAAGAGACAGAACCCACCGCUCUCCCUUUUCCCUGUGCACCCCUGCCCGCUGAUUUCCCUGCCGAAGACAUGACGAGGCGUGAAACGUUUUUCGCGGCCGUCGCGCUGUUAGUGCUUGCGUCCGGCGCUCUCGCGGACGACGAGCCUGGGUGCCCCAAGAGGGCCACCUGCGCCAUGACCAACGUGCUCGUGAACAUGAACGAACUGCUGCGCGUCCUGACCAGCGAGAUUCAAGACCUGAGGAGCCAGGUGCGCGAUAGCUGCCAGGCGAAGGAGAAAGCUCCUUGGGACUACAGCGAAGAGGAGCCCAUCGCCGACGACGAGGCGGACGAAAUGCUUGAGAAGGUCAACGUCACACUCAGCACAGAGGUGGAGCCAGAUUACGAAGAUGCUGACACGGAGACAGACUACGAAGAGGAGGAGGAAGAGGGAGAGGAGGACGAGGAUGAAGAGGACACAGGAGAUGGCCUCUUCGGGAACGGGACAUAUGUGACCUCUAUCAUCAAUUCCCUCACUAUAUUCGAGCCCCUGCCAGAUGGCGAGACUGUGCCAGAAUCUAACUCUUCAGAUACUACAACAGCCAAGCCAAUGACUACCAAACCUACUAGCACCCCACCUCCUGUUAUUACAACUUCUACGACCCCUACUACUUCUACAACCACUACUAGAGCUACUACAACUACCCUGCCUCCCACAACUACAAAAGAACCAGAUCACAAUAUCCCCCCCAUUCCGACAUCGUGCCCAACCCCCUUCACACUCAUAGCCAAAGGAUGCUACUUGAUUGUGUCUGACACGCGCCACUGGAGCUCAUGGGGAAGGGCACAUGCCUUUUGCCAGCAGUAUAAUGGAGGGCUUGCACAGCCUUAUAGAUUUGGGGCACUGCAGAAGUACCUGUCACGCCAUUACUCUGACACAUUCUGGGUGGGAGUGCACAGGCCGGGAACGAAGUUUCUCUGGCUCAACAACAGGAAAGUUGGGCGUAAGGUGUGGAAGGAAGGGCAACCCUCAAAGCAUCCCAACAAGAACUGUGUUUAUUUGGACAGAUGGUCAGGCUAUCAAGCAACCAACCACUUCUGCGGUGAAAAAUAUCCCUUCAUUUGUGAGGCCAGUGAGAUGCAACUAUGAAGAAAAAAAAAGUAAAUUGUCUGUAAGUAAGAAUACAAGUUAGUCACAGCAGUUCAAAGCUUCAAUUGUAGACUUUCUGGGGGGAGGGGAGCGACAAAUGAAAGGUUUGACAAGCCUAUUCUUUAGAUUUUUUCACAUAAGGAUUUACAGCAGGACAUAUUCAGUCUUUGAGAGUUCAGGAACAGAUAGUGGUCACUGACUUGUUUCUUUCUUCACCAUUAAUAUUUCAUAUAUUUCUUCUGAUUUGCCUCAGAAUUACAUACAGUAUUAAAGCAGUCUAUGUAUAAUGAUAUUCAUAAUAUAUUAAAUCACAAUUUAUGAAAUAA